GAAGAGCGCGAGCACCGUGGAAUAGUAUUACGUUGUGCAGUUACUGGUAGUUUUAAGGGUCCCCGUGAAGGAAGGUCGCACUAGCGACAGCAAGGCCACUUGCAGUGUCGCAAUAACGCCAACGCGGUUUACAGCGCAUUUCCAAUUAUCGCUAUCAAGUUGGGAAUGAUCUUUUUGACGCAGUAGGCUACGUCGUAGCAAUGGUGCUCGGACAAGUGGUCGAUGCGCACAUGUUCGUGCGAGGGCCAUGAACGCACUAGAACAAGCUUUCGCGGAGUACUCAGAAGCCGUCGCCCAGCUUGGAGACUUGGGCGAUAACAUUGGCGUGCUCGAGAUACACUAUGUAGACGAGGGCCGGGCACGAACCGCUGCAGCUACCCUUCUCGCGCAGUACACAGCCUCUAACCCUCUACCAGGACGCAGUCGGCCAAACCCUCGCGUUCUCUACCGCCGCUUAUAGCUAUGCCUGGCCAGAUCACUGGCUGGGUCACGGACGCCCAGCUGGUGGCCCAGUUUGGCAGCGGCCAGGAGACGGCCGCCCAGCUGGAGGGCCGGCAGGCGACCGCGUUCGGCAGCGGCCAGGACGAGGUGGCGAUGGGCAACUGCAAAAAGAGCAUCGGCAUCGACAUUGAGAAGUGGGGCCUGGAGGUGGUCGGCAGCGGCACCGAGGCGGCGGCGGUGGAGGGGGCGGCGAGGUGCGUGGUCGGCGGCGGCACCGAGGCGGCGGCGGCGGGGGCGGCGGCGGCAGAGGCGGCGGCGGCGGAGGUCAUUGACCUGUGCGACAGCGACUGAACGGCAGGUGCAGGUGCAGGUGUAGGUUUGGGGCUGCGCCUGCGAGUGAGGCUGUGCAGGUGCUCUGGUGCUGUGGGGUUCAAUGGUGCUGUGGGGUUCAAGCAGAGAUUCGCUGAGUGCAGGUUUCAGGUUGGGUUUUGGUGUGGCUGUUCCCGGCAGUCAGAGCGGGUCAGCGUUUCGGGCUGUGUGCCCGAGUCAGCCGGUUUGGGGCAGGGGAGGGUUCCCUGGUUUGGGGUUUGGGGUUUGUGAGUACGGCCAAGUGGUGGCCGCGCAGGUUUUGUGGCGUCUUGUAAGGCAUCGGGUUGUGAGGGUUCAGAGUCAGAUUCAGGGUUCAGAGUCAGGUUCAGAGUCAGGUUCAGAGUCCAUGGGCGCCGUCCGUGACGCAGCAGCCGCAGCAGCCGGCUGGCGCGGGAACCUUUGGCGGCCGCGACCGCAAAGAGAUGACACAUACUUUAAGCAAGGCCUCCAAGGGGAGGUAAUCCACAAUGGCCUCGCAUAGCUCUUCCCUCUGGACGGGGAACAACUGGAUGCUGGCACGGCUUCUGAUCAUAAACAGA
Chlamydomonas reinhardtii is the source of this 1349-nucleotide messenger RNA. RefSeq lists its product as uncharacterized. Bases 463 to 792 code for a protein of 109 amino acids. The record is from RefSeq and is a predicted model, not a curated record. NCBI's taxonomy places the organism in Eukaryota, Viridiplantae, Chlorophyta, Chlorophyceae, Chlamydomonadales, Chlamydomonadaceae. The transcript is spliced from 3 exons.